CCGUUUUCUGAUUCCUAAUGAGCAACAAUAAUCAGAGGUUGUUGAACCCGAACUCGAACCCGAAUCCGAAUCCGAAUCCGGAAAGGGUGCUGGCAAUCCCAGUGAAGAAGACUGAUCCGGUGGAGCUGUACCGACCGUUACGCGAGUUGGUAGCGAGAAAAUACUCAGAGAGCGAUGCAGAGAAAGUUGAAAGCGUUCUGGAAACCCUAAACAAAUGCCGCAGCGACAUGGUGGAGCGGGGGGACCUCUCCCUUCCCAUGCAACGUGACUGCCUCAUCCACUACUUCAAAUGCCUCUGCAUGGUUGAGCCACUCUUCAUCGCUAUCUCCUCCGACGCCGAUUCCGAACUUAUCAACUUUGUCUGGUACGACGCCUUCUACUCUGAGCAUAAUAAUGGAGUCAGCUCGCAGCACAACAGCAUCCAAUUGGAGAUGGCUGCUGUUGUCUUCAACAUUGGCGCCGUAUGCAGCCAGAUUGGGGCCUCUUCCGACCGCACCACGGCCCUUGGCCGUCACCUUGCAAUGGACGCCUUCAAUGCCGCCGCCAUAUUCUUCUUGAAACUCUGGAAGGAUCUCGUCAAGGACGUCUCCGCCACCCUCGACUUGACUCUCCUCUUCGCCGAGAGUCUUCACUGCCUCUUCUCCGCUCAGGCUUUGGAGCUCAAAUCACAGCAACAACUCAAAGACAACAGCAGUUCGGCUUUCGAAAAAUAUAGAUGUGCCGUUUCGUUUCAAUCGGCUUCUGAGCAUUAUCAGAGAGCGUAUGAUCUGAUAGUAGGUGAUUCGGUUGCAACCGAGCAUGUCCACAAAUUUGACCAAACCUGGAUAACUCAUCUUCAUCAGAAGAAGGAAUUCUUUCAAGUGGAGGCACGUCAGAGGCUAUCAUCCGUCCAACCCAUAUCCCAGCCACUUAGAUCAUUCUCAUCUAUCUGUGCUCUUGAUCAUGAUGCAGAAUCUGUCAAUGAAAAAUUAGUUAGAGCGAUUUGCUGGCGUGUGGACCAGUGGAUGCCCAAGCUAGAAGGAGUAUACCUUGACCUCGUCCUUUCCGAGGACAGCCCUUUCAAGAUUAUGGAUGGUGGAAAGCUGGUAGCUAACCCAUGGGACAUGCCUCCUCCUUAUCCAACGAAUUUUGCAAUCCCCUCGUCUUCGUCUUCGUCUUCAUCACAUAUUCUGGCAUUGCCUUUGAAGAAGAGUGAGCCGUUGGACCUCUAUGAGUCCUUGCGCAAUUACUUUGUCCUCAAAUACUCUGAGAGUGUGGCAAAGAGUGUAGAAGGCCUUCUCGAAUUGCUAAACAAAUUGCGUAGUGAAAUGCUGCGUGAUGACCUCUCUCUACCCUUGCGCCGUGACUGCCUCAUCCGCUAUUUCAAAUGCCUUUGCAUGAUUGAGCCUUUGUUCCCCAUGACUACCUCACCCAACCCACCUAUCUUUGUUUGGUACAAUGCCUUCAACCCACAAGAGAACUCUUCUCAGCACAACAUCCAUUUGGAGAAGGCCUCUGUUCUCUUCAACCUGGGAGCCCUCGGCUCCCACAUUGCUCUCUCCUGCGAUCUCACCACCAUCCAAGGCCAGCGCAUUGCCAUAGACGCCUUACAUGAUGCUUCAUAUUGGUUCUUAAUACUAACGCAUGAGGCUGAGAAGGCAUCUGCCACCAUUGACUUGUCAAUAAGCUGCACCCAGAUGCUGCACGAGAUAAUAAGCGCGCAGGUUGCUGACUUGGAAUGCAAUUUUCCUCAUCCCCGUUAUGCAUCAGUUUCUGCUGGAUGUCCUGUUUUUGUGCUUUAUCGGAAAGCUUUUGACAUGUCGACAUUGGGGCCUUUAGCUGAGACUCGUGUUCAAUCCUUGAUAGCUCAACAUCUUCUGUCGAUUAUGAGAACCUGCUUUAUUGAAUUUGCUCCUAGUGAUGUCACUGAACAAUUUCUUAUAGGGUAUUGUAAGGCUGCACAAUUUCUUACAGGGUAUCGUAUUCCAGUGGGAUGUCAACCACCAUGCUUGGACCUUCUCUCCAAGGCUGGCCCUGUCAUGAUUAAGGAUGAAAAUCUUGUGGCCAACCUUAGUGGCAGUGACAUUCGCAUUGGAGGAGAUGAGCUCCCAGGAGACCACAGUAACAUGGCCAUAGACCAAAACUGAACAAGCUUUAGGAAUUACCUGUUUAUUUUCAUUUUUAAAUUGGAUAUUGGAAUUUUGUUUGUUGAUGCUAGAAGCCUAGAACUAAAUUUGUGAAUAUAUUAUCCUCAUAAUUUUGUUUGAUGA
Molecule: messenger RNA, 2249 nt
Organism: Arachis ipaensis
Lineage: Eukaryota; Viridiplantae; Streptophyta; Magnoliopsida; Fabales; Fabaceae
Biological process (GO): protein transport to vacuole involved in ubiquitin-dependent protein catabolic process via the multivesicular body sorting pathway
Cellular component (GO): endosome
Source: RefSeq, a predicted model, not a curated record